Molecule: messenger RNA, 2114 nt
Organism: Herpailurus yagouaroundi (jaguarundi)
Lineage: Eukaryota; Metazoa; Chordata; Mammalia; Carnivora; Felidae
Gene: TMEM71
Product: transmembrane protein 71
Exons: 9
Coding region: 329-1198 (289 amino acids)
Source: RefSeq, a predicted model, not a curated record
UCUGCCUCUCUCUCUCCCUCUCAAAAUAAACAAAACACUAAAAAUAGAUUAAAAAAAUAAUAAAAGUGCUGCUUUCUAGCAUGCAGGACAGAGGGCUCAAUUCAGUUCUACCUAGCUUUUGCUUCAGUUAUUUAUUGAUUCCCCAAAUGUUUCUGGAUAACCUGUUUCUUGGCAGGCAGGAUCCUUGAUGUUGGGUCUCCAGGAAUGAAGAAAAGUGACAAAACUCUCUGCCUUCAUAAAGCUUACAGUCUGGCUGAGGAAUGAAUUUAUCACUGCAAAAAAUAAAAGUUGUGAAAAUCUGUGAAGUUUGAACAAGCAGCCUUCCAAGAUGUACCGAAUAUCUCAACUGAUGUCAACACCAGUGGCAAGUAAAUGUUCUUCAGGCUCUGAGAGAAGAUAUACCGGAGAGCCGUCUCCCAGAUGCCUUUUCCCAAGUUUUGCCUGUGAUUUCCCGGAUGGUGACAGUUCCUUUGAAGGCUGCUCUGCAGCUCUCUUGACGGGCUCCCACGUGACCUGUCGCCGAAGUCCCAGACUCCUCUCCAAUGGCUACUAUGUUUGGACAGAGGACCCUUUCCUCUGUGACAAAGAUGGCAACAUAACUCUGAGCCCACCCCAGGCCAGUGUUCUUUACAAGGAGAAUUUAGUUAGGAUAUUUAGAAAGAAAAAGAGAAUCCGCCCUUCCUUUUCUAAUCUCUUCAGCCUUGGUGCCUCUAAAUCCUGGCAGCAUGGAAAUAUCUUUGGUGAUGUUGACUCUUCCCAAAGUGAGGACACCUGGUCGGAGGGGGUCGGGAGGCUGGACACGCACCAUUGCAACGAUAUCGGCGACGAUCGCGAUGGUUCUGCGACUGAUGCACGCGAGGCAGAGCAGCGGAAGGCAGCCUCCUCCUCCAGCCACGCUGCGUCUCGGACUCCGCCAGAGAACUCCCACGACCUGGCCCUUCAGUCUCAAGGGACAACUUCUGAACAUUUCCCGGGGAACCUUCUGGAUCACGCAAAAACCAGUUUGUGGAGAGACAUCUUCUUUCAAGCAUUUCUACUGGCCGCGUGCUUAAUCAUUUGUGCAUGUGCAAGGUGCUUUCUGGGAGGGAUAUUGGCCAGUGUCCUCAUGUGCCCAUUGGCGAUAACUACUGCCUAUACUGUCACAUCGUUGUUUCUCAGCCUUGCCGACUAUUUCGAAGCCACCGCCUGUGCUCAGUAAGUGUUGACUGUGUUACCAUCAUCCUGACGAAGCUGACUGUAGCCGGCUACCUGAGACUGCUUUUGGCUGCCUAAUGGAUGGCAAUGACCACGCACAGGAAGCGUCCCCGUCAUCUGUCUCGAAGAAUACUUUCUGUUAAUGCUAAAAUCUCAUAGCGUUCUCAUCCAGUCUCUUACAUUUUUACCAGUUCUUCAAAAUUGAGAAAAUUAAGCUUCAAGGCACUAGGACUUAAUAAAUAACGUGAACCUAAAAUGCGUAGGUCCCCUGUUAAAGUGUUUUUAUAGGUUCAUAGCGCUGCACUUUAUAAAUACCUAUUAAGAGGCCUUUAUCUUACAGUGCCCCAAAUAGCUGGCAAACUGCCCACGAAAUGGUCUCGCUUGCAAAGUGUGAUGUCUCUGCCACCUCUCACUCACUUCACGAUCCCCCUGCGUGCUGACUGCCCUGGCUCAUCAUAUUUCAGAGUGUUGUUGGGGUCUGGGUGAGAUGCUCACAGAAUUUCAAACGGCCUGCAAAACCCCAUCCCGUUGCAAGAUGGAUUGUGUUAAUGACCCCCUCUUCUAUAUGGCUGCCAGAGGCCAGCUCCCAUAGCUUAGAGACGGAGCUCUAUAAUUCAAAUUAGCUCACCGGCCUUUGCUCUCGACGCUGUGCCGCCCUAUUUAUGAAAUCACUGUGUUAAUGCUGAAAUCACAAUGGGACUUGGUGAAGAUUUAUUUUGUUUAGGACUCCAGCCAGUAUUGAUUUCCUGACAGUCUGAGCGAUGUUUCCCUUCCUUUCCUGGCAUUCCAGGCUUCUGGGGACAGGCUUUGAUAUAGCUAAGAUGUGGUCCACCUCGUGGUUAGAAAAUUGGGUCCCGAGGUCACCCAAGAACUUCUUAUUCUUUAGCGCUUGUCUAUUAAUAACAUUUAUUUAAAACUCC